AUGGCGCUGUUCUCUCUCGGGCGGGGCAAGAGCGUCCAGUUCGGUGUCACGAUCUGUUGUCUCGUGGCAUUCGUUCUCUUUGGCUAUGAUCAAGGGGUCUUGGGCGGUAUCCUGGAGAAUGAAGACUGGCAACGUCAGUUUGGCUACCCGAACGACACGGAAACUGGAAUCAUAGUAUCUUGUUAUAAUUUGGGCUGUCUGACAGGUUGUGUUAUCAACUUCUUCCUCGGAGACAAGCUGGGUCGCCGCAGAACUAUUUGGCUUGCCAUGGGCUUUGUUCUGGUUGGUGCGACCCUCCAAGCCAGCGCGUAUUCGGUCGCUCAUCUAGUCAUUGGACGCGUCGUCACCGGCUUCGGUACAGGAAUUAAGACUUCAACAGUUCCAAUGUACCAAUCGGAGCUUUGCAACCCCGAAGCCCGUGGUCGCCUGGUUUCCAGCGAAGUCCUUUUCGUCGGAGUCGGUAUCACGAUUGCGUAUUGGUUUGAUUUUGGUAUGUCGUUUGUUGGUGGUCAAGUGGCCUGGCGGCUGCCGAUUGCUUUUCAGCUGGUUUUCGCCAUUGGCGUUAUUAUCCUGGUCUUUGCACUUCCAGAGUCCCCCCGCUGGUUGUUGAUGAAGGGUCGCGACGAAGACGCCAUCAAUGUCUUGUGUCAAUUCCACGACAAGGAACCCUCAGACCCUUCCAUCCUUGCAGAGACCUCUUCCAUCCAGAAGGCCAUCGAACUCGAACUUUCGUCCAAUAAUGGUGACUCCUUCUUCAGCAUCUUCAAAAAGGACAACAUCGGUACCAGGUACCGUAUACUGCUUGCCUGGGGUGUCCAAUUCAUGAACCAGGCGGGCGGCAUUAACCUCGUCGUCUAUUAUAUCCCCUCUGUUCUAGUUCAGAAUGUCGGGAUGGACAAGCGGACGGCCCAGAUCCUCGGCGGUUGUAUCAACAUGAUGUUCAUGUUUGGUUCCAUCUUGCCUUCGUUCGCUCUCGAUCGUAUGGGCCGUCGGAAGACCAUGCUGUGGGGCUGCACGGGCCUGGGUGUAUGUAUGCUCAUGGUUGCCGCACUCCUGUCACAAGUCGGACACCUCAAUGGCCAUGCUUGUGCCUCCGCCGCAGUAGCCUUUUUCUUCCUAUACAUGUUGAUCUUCGGGAUGAGCGUCAACUGUGUUCCUUGGGUCUAUGUCCCGGAGAUUCUCCCUCUUGAGGCCCGUACUCGGGGGACAGCUAUUGGUGUCAGCUCCAACUGGCUCUGGAAUUUCACCGUGGUCAUGAUCACGCCAGUCAUUAUCAACCGCUUGCAGUGGAAGGCAUACCUGAUUUUCAUGGUCACCAACUUUCUUUUCGUGCCCACUUUCUACUUUUUCUACCCGGAGACAAGUAACUUCAAGUUGGAGGACAUCGAUCUUGUGUUUUCACAAGGAGGAAAUCCCGUUUCUAUCGCACGCGAGAUGUCAAUGAACAUGAAGCUUCCUGUUCCAAGCGAUAGCGGGGUUUCGGAUGGUACCGGUAAGGAACAGAGCUUCAUGGUGGAACAGGCUUAG
Messenger RNA from Clonostachys byssicola, 1527 nucleotides. The record is from the annotation of a GenBank genome assembly. Lineage: Eukaryota; Fungi; Ascomycota; Sordariomycetes; Hypocreales; Bionectriaceae.